AUGCCGUUUGGGCUCAAGAACGCCGGGGCCACGUAUACCCGAAUGGUGGCCCGAUUGUUUCAGCACCUGCUGGGAAAAUCGAUGGCCGCGUACGUCGACGACAUGCUCGUCAAGAGCCGAGAGGAGAGCAAACACGCAGGGGACUUGGCCGACUGCUUCAAGGAGGGCGAGCCCUUGUUUCUGUACUUAGCCGCCUCUCGCAAGGCGGAGAGUUCGGUAUUGGUCCGAGAGGAAGAGCGAGUCCAGCACCCGGUUUACUACGUAAGCCGGUCUCUGAAGGCUGCCGAGUCAAGUGUUUUGCGAAACCCAUCGUCGUCCGGCCGCCUGGUAAAAUGGGCCGUAGAACUAACCCAAUAUGGGAUUGAAUACCAGCCCCGGCCCUCCGUGAAGGGUCAGGCCUUGGCUGAUUUCUUGGUCGAAUGCACCGCGAGUGAGGAAGAAAAGGAACGCGCCGUGGAGAGCUACCUAGGCGAAUGGUGGGAAAUGCACGCGGACGGAGCCUCGAGUCGACAGCACUGCGGAGGAGGUGUUGUGCUCAUCACCCCCGAAGGGUUCCGACUGUAUUAUGCCCUGAGCUAUCUGUUCCAAGCCUCCAACAACGAGGCCGAGUACGAAGCUGUGUUAAACGACCUCCGACUCGCCAGGGCCUUAGGGGUCGAGAGGUUACGAAUCAAGACUAACUCUAAGUUAGUAGUCGGGCAGAUCUCAGGCACAUGCGAGGCAAAGAAUGCCCGGAUGACUCUAUAUAGAGAACGCGCGGUUGAGAUGCUAAAAGAAUUCGGAGCCUACGAAAUAGAGUAUAUAUCUCGAACGGAUAACAUAGAAGUUGACAUAUUGUCCAAGAUUGCCUUGGAAGGAGUACUGGACCACCUGGUAAAAAUCUGUCAGAAAGAGGAGCUAAGCCGGCCAAGCAUCGAAGAAGCACCGCUAAGGGUCCAGCAAGUGACUGGCGAGGAAUGGGACCGAGAGAAAAAUCCUGAGAUGUUCUGGAUAGAGGACAUCCGGCGAUUCGUAGAAAAAGGCGAGUUACUGGAAGACCCGGGAGUCGCCGCGAGGGUUCGACGAAAGGCCCCCUCUUUCCAGAUCGUUGAUGGGCAGUUAUAUAAACGGUCGUUCGGAGGACCUUUGUUAAGAUGUUUGCUCAGGCCCGAGGCAGAGAAAAUAAUGGACGAAGCCCAUAGAGGCAUCUGUGCCGCGCACCAGGGUGCCCACAAUCUCGCUCGGAAGUUAGUCGUCCAAGGAUAUUAUUGGCCCACCAUGAUGCGAGACUGCAUUGAAUGGAUAUCCAAGUGCGGCGUUUGCCAGGCAUUCGCCAAGAAAGAUACUCGGCCAGCUACUUUUUACACGCCGGUCACCACCGCUAUCCCAUUUGCCAAGUGGGGGAUUGAUUUGCUGGGCCCGUUGCCAGUCGCCCCCGGAGGUUUGAAGUUCUGUGUCGUAGCUAUCGACUACUUCACCAAGUGGGUCGAGACGGAACCACUGGCCACCAUCACCGAGUACCAAUGCCGACGUUUUUUAUGGAAAAGGGUAAUUAGCCGCUUCGGCCUGCCCGAGCACAUCGUUAGCGACAACGGACGACAGUUCGAUUGCCAGGCAUUCAUCGACUUCUGCCGCCGACAUGAAAUUCGCCACACUAAGGUGUCGGUAGCAUACCCACAAGCCAAUGGACAAGUCGAGAAUGUGAACCGAACGCUAGUGGAUGGAAUUCGGAAGAAAUUGGAAGACAUUCGAGGGAAUUGGGCGGAUGAGCUUGACCGAGUCCUAUGGGCUUAUCGCACCACCCAACGACGAGCAACGGGAGAGAGUCCGUUCUCCCUCGCGUAUGGCUUUGAGGCCAAGGUUCCAAUUGAGGUGGUCGAGCCCACCCACCGGAUAUCGUGA
Molecule: messenger RNA, 1881 nt
Organism: Ipomoea nil (Japanese morning glory)
Lineage: Eukaryota; Viridiplantae; Streptophyta; Magnoliopsida; Solanales; Convolvulaceae
Exons: 4
Coding region: 1-1881 (626 amino acids)
Biological process (GO): DNA integration
Molecular function (GO): RNA-DNA hybrid ribonuclease activity; nucleic acid binding
Source: RefSeq, a predicted model, not a curated record